CAAACUUGACAAACCAAAUAACUUAGAUAAGCCACAAAAAUCAGCUUCAUAGUGUUUCCUAUAAGUAACAAUGGCAAAUUCUAGAUCUCUUAUGCAGUUGCUUCGUCUUUUAGAUGACGGUGGCGAUGACACCGACACGUACACUGACACGGACGAUGAGCCGGCGGAGACACAACCCCAACACUCACCCAACUCCGAUGUCGCUACUACUACUCAGCGACAAGCCAAGCCACAGAACAAGUCUCCGGCCUCGUUUAACAACAAAGGCACACAGAACAUGACAGGUCUGAUAAACAACACUGGUUACACCAAAGGCAAUGGUAAUGGAGCCAUCAUCUUUGGAGGCUUUGAUUCUUCCAAUAAGCGAUAUAAUCGCUAAUGUUGUACCCAUCAAAAUGAUGUAAUGUUCUGUAAUAUAAAUUGGGGCAUGUAAGAUCUCAAUAGUUAAAUAAAAUGGUGAGAUUUUAAUAA
Molecule: messenger RNA, 471 nt
Organism: Vicia villosa (hairy vetch)
Lineage: Eukaryota; Viridiplantae; Streptophyta; Magnoliopsida; Fabales; Fabaceae
Exons: 1
Coding region: 71-379 (102 amino acids)
Source: RefSeq, a predicted model, not a curated record